AAAACAUAAUAUUACAAAUACAGUAAGAAAGCAUAUGAUAUAUUAUGCAAGCGAACUAAUGCGUUUAUUUAUAUAUCGAGCUGUAUCUGGCCAUAGGCGCCGCUACUGUCGCGAUUUCAAAGCCAGUGUCUCGGAUAGCUUUCAAGUACUUUAUUAAUAUAGCACAACAAAAAAUCCAAAGAAAGAAAUAUUAAAACAUGUUAUAAUUGCCAAUCGAUUUGCGACAGAAUAGAAUAAUAAAACACCACAUACCUAAUAAACACAACGCAAUAAUAAAUUCAAUAAUAUUGUAGAUAAACAUUUCAAAAUUAAAAAAUAUUAAUUGCGUAAAUUAAAUCUAUGAGAUGCAGCUUGAUAACACCUGUCAUUAUUGAGAGUCAUUGCACAAUCGAGAAUUAACAGAAAAUGACCACGUGAAUCUCGUUCUUGCUCACCGUACUUGAUUUGAAGAAACGUGAGACCGGAGAGAUCGAGAUUUUCCUAGUUCAAGGACGUGUCACCUACGUGCAUCGAAUUGGUUCCAAUUCGUAAUUAAAUUUGCAAAAUUCUGUAAACGCACUCGAUUCGAUUCCCAGUAAUUUUCUUUCAAAAAAUUCGAUGAAAACAAUGUAAUAGGAUGGCUGAGAAAGAAACAAGCAAUCCAAAAUUGCAGGAACAGUCAAUGAAAACUGUGCUACAAUCUCAACUCGCUAAAAUUAAAAAGGAGGAAGAAGAAGAAUUAUGGAUAUCGGGGGAAGAAUUGUAUACGGAGGGUAGCAGUGACGAAGAAGAGUGUAAAAUACAAUCACGAUCGCGUCGUAAAGUCAAUAAUAAUAUAUCAUCGCGCACUUCUUCGGUUAACUCUAGUGUCGAACGACAAGGUUAUUCACCCGUUUCGAUUGAAACUAAAUCGAAACUAAACUAUUCUGCUGAUGCUCUUAAAGGUAAUAUUAUUGAAAAUCAAUUUGUGCUCAAAACUGUAUUGCAAUGUGACAAAACCUUGAAAGAUUCAAGUCGAACAUCGUCGAUGGAAUCUCCAAGAUCCGAUCACCUUCCUACAACGGAAUUAUCUAUAAGCUCAAUUACAAAUGAUUUUUCCGAUCUUUCGACUGUGGAGGAUCAAAUAGAAAAUACGGAAAUUUCAUGGAAAGCAAACAAAGGUACUUUUGUGUUACCUAGCUCGAGUGACGAUGUAGAAAAAGAAACGAACAAAUGCUGACAUAUUGAGAAAAUUUUACGUGUGUCCCAAAGUUGUUAUUUUGUUUAUUACGUUGUAUAUACUUACGUAAACUAUUUAAUCUAAGAUAAUUCUUUAAGUAUUCGAUUUAAUGCUACUUCUGUUGAACAUAUUAGUAUUUUUAAAUUGUACAUAAUUAUUACAUAAUAAUGAAGAAUCGUUUGAAAAUGACUGGAACGCUGACAUUAAUAUUUCAAACAUUGAUGCGGAGGAUGAGCGUAUACGAAAAGAAAUUUUAGAAGUGAAAAUUCUUGAUAAUAUUGUAAACACAAUGAACGAUAAAGUAAAAGUAAAUUGUUUAUAAGAUGAAAAAACGGUUAUUUUUUUACCGCCAUAAACAAAAUUGUUCUGAUCGUUCUGCAGAAAACAAUCAAAGAAACUGUAUUGUAUCAAUUUGAAAAUCGAAAACGACUAGAAAAAAUGUUAAAAUCAAAUCCAUCUGAAACUGGUAAACUUGCAGAAAAUACGCGGCAAUUUUUAUACUUAUGCCCCAAAUAUACAACGCUAAAUACAGGUAUGACAAUAAAGAUAAUACGCGAAAGAGUUUGAUAGUAAUAUUUUAAUCGAAUACAGAGUCAGAUAUAUCGCUCGAGACAAAUAAUUCUAAAGAAAUAUUUCAAAAUAGAGACAACAUAAAUCUUCUAAAUCUUGAUGAUAAAGUGAGUUAUAUUAAUAA
Frieseomelitta varia is the source of this 1892-nucleotide messenger RNA. RefSeq lists its product as uncharacterized. Lineage: Eukaryota; Metazoa; Arthropoda; Insecta; Hymenoptera; Apidae. The transcript has 4 exons. The record is from RefSeq and is a predicted model, not a curated record. Bases 617 to 1198 code for a protein of 193 amino acids.